UCCACAAGUGCAAUGGAUGAUGAGAGUCAUAAUAGUAGUUUACCAAAUGGAUUCAACAAAGGAAGUCCCGAAAGCCCUUGUUUAAAAACAAUUAACAACAACAACAAUAAUCAUCAUGAUCAUCAUAAUCAUAAUAGCAAUAAAGAACAAGACCGUUUUCUCCCUAUAGCCAACGUAGGUAGAAUAAUGAAAAAAGUGAUUCCACCAAAUGGAAAAAUCUCAAAAGAAGCAAAAGAGACAGUUCAAGAAUGUGUGUCGGAGUUCAUAAGUUUUGUCACGGGAGAAGCAUCCGAUAAAUGCCAAAGAGAAAAAAGAAAAACAAUAAAUGGUGAUGAUGUCAUAUGGGCUAUUACAACUUUAGGCUUUGAAGAUUAUGUUGACCCAUUAAAAUGUUACCUUCAAAAAUAUAGAGAUAUUGAAGGUGAAAAGGUUAAUGUUCCAAAACAACAACGUUGUGAACAAAGGCUACUAAAUCAACAUCAACAUCAACAUCAUCAUUACCUUAACCAAGAUGAAAAUAAUCAACAUUUCAACAAUAGUGUAUAUACUUCAACAAAUCUUAUGUCUCAACCUCCUUAUGUGACCACUGAUCAACCAUUUCCAUUACCUUUUUCUCCAAAUUCAAUUCAAAAACAAUUACGGCCACAAGACCAAAUUGAUUCAUUAGGACAUUGGUAUGAAUGAGUAAGACCAAGCUAGUUUUUAUUUUACGUUUGGCUUUCUUUUUCUUUUUCCUAUACAAAAAUUAAUAUAUUUGUAAUUUUAUAGAUAUGCAGAUAAGAAAAAUUAUAGAUACAA
Molecule: messenger RNA, 798 nt
Organism: Cicer arietinum (chickpea)
Lineage: Eukaryota; Viridiplantae; Streptophyta; Magnoliopsida; Fabales; Fabaceae
Product: nuclear transcription factor Y subunit B-7-like
Biological process (GO): regulation of transcription by RNA polymerase II
Cellular component (GO): nucleus; CCAAT-binding factor complex
Molecular function (GO): RNA polymerase II cis-regulatory region sequence-specific DNA binding; DNA-binding transcription activator activity, RNA polymerase II-specific; protein heterodimerization activity
Source: RefSeq, a predicted model, not a curated record